AUGUGCAAUGACAAAACCGCUUUCGUCAGCCUGGUCGAAGCUGCAGGUGAAUUGAACCUCGCCGACGGAAGUCUCACUCAGGUCGCAGCGAGGGGCGAUGUCAAGGUUGCCGUCCAGGUCGGCAACAUGAACAAGGUCAUCAAGUUGGAGAACACCUUGUUCGUGCCCCAGCUGAAAACCAACCUCCUGUCAAUAUCCAAGCUCGUCAACAACGGACACGAAGUCGUGUUCAGCAAGAGCCAGGCCGUGGUGAAGGACAAAAAUGGAGACGUCAAGCUGACUGCGAGAAGCGACGGCGACUUGUUUUCUUUGAGCACGCCACACGCUCACGCCUUCACGACCACCGAACGUCCUGAUAUUGACACAUGA
This is a messenger RNA of Agrilus planipennis (emerald ash borer), 369 nucleotides long. RefSeq lists its product as uncharacterized. The transcript has a single exon. Bases 1 to 369 code for a protein of 122 amino acids. The record is from RefSeq and is a predicted model, not a curated record. Lineage: Eukaryota; Metazoa; Arthropoda; Insecta; Coleoptera; Buprestidae.